Molecule: messenger RNA, 7505 nt
Organism: Hypanus sabinus (Atlantic stingray)
Lineage: Eukaryota; Metazoa; Chordata; Chondrichthyes; Myliobatiformes; Dasyatidae
Product: retinoic acid-induced protein 2
Exons: 6
Coding region: 1142-2920 (592 amino acids)
Biological process (GO): animal organ development
Cellular component (GO): nucleus
Source: RefSeq, a predicted model, not a curated record
UGAUGCGGCGGGGCGGGGCGUGCGCAGCCUGUCGCCUCGCCGCGAUUCGGACCCGUUCCAGGUCGGAAAGCGUCCGCAGAUCACAAUGCAUCCUUACCUUGUCAGCCCGAACACCGCCCACCCCUAAAACCGGGGGGCGGGGGCGGGGGUUAAAAGAGACGCGCUUUUAACCGGCGGUUUAAAGAACGAGGGAAGGACAUGUAACUAGAGGAAGCUCACACACAAGCGAAGCCUCCUCUGCUGUCUCCUUGAACACCAGCAAUGAAUGACAACAACAAGUCGAUAAAAGUCGAUAUCUCGCCUUUAUGUCUCAGAGAGUUACUGGGCACCAAGACGGCAGUUCAACUCUGGCCACUGUAAUCCUCGACAAGAGAGCCCCACACCAGCUUGCAAGGUCAAUGAUGGACAUCCUGGUGGAGGGGCACAGGACUAGAUGCCUGUUUGACACGGGCAGCACUGAGAGAUUUAUUGACCUGGACACAGUGCAACACUGUGGACUCGUGACACGGCCGGAAGUCUGUCACUGGGACCACCCUACCAGCUUGGCUAACAUCCCCAGGGCCAGUGCUGCUCCGGAAACAUGAGGAGUAAUAAAUACUUCCCGCUAGUCGAGAGGGUUCACCUUCUACAUGCGAACCCCCAGUAUGCCUACGUGGUCUUACCUGAUGGGCGGGAGGACACGGUCUCCGUCUGCGACCUGGCGCCCGCAGGAGCAGCAGACCACUACCCCGAACACUCCACGGCUCAGCCAAAGUUUUUCUUUCACAGUUAGAUUCCUAACUCUUCCCUGACAAGCAAACAACAGAUGAUGUCACCUCGAUUGGUGACGAGAGAUUUACAACCAAACCUCCAUCCAGGCUCAGCAAGUGGCACUACAAACAAGCUGGAACAGAGUGUCUCCAAGUAUCGAACAUGACUUUCUAAAUCUUCAGAAGUCGAAUCGAUGCGAGAUAAGUGUUCAGCAUGUUCGUCCACUCUAUCGUUGAUCUGAUCCAGUUUGGCUUCCAGCUGUUUGAAAGCGGUUCUAAAUUCCUUUAAAAUAUCGUCGCUGUGCUGUUCCAGCGCAGCGAAGGUCUCAGAAGGCAGAGCUGGAACUUCCUUUCUCCCGGUUUUAGAACUCUUGCUAGACAUUGUAAGGUAGAUGUGUUCACAGGCCUGCGAUUGGUGUAAGCAUAUUCACCACACUAAAGACAAUGCGGAUACCAGUGACAGUGAGAGCAAGAUACAGUUCUGUAGCAUGAAAUGCUUAAACCAGUACAAGAUGGAUCGAUUUUACAAAGAAGCUCCAUCUAGCCUGCCAAUGGAUGUUACAGACUCUCCAUCCCCUAUAAUAACAAACAAUAAAUUGGAGAAUGGAGUGACGCAGCUCAUUACAGCAGAGGCUUGGAAUAUCAAUCCUACAGGUAUCAUGAGAAAAGCACUUUCCCCUUUAGUUGCAGUUCCAGCUUCUUCUAUAAUGACACCACAAACUGAACCUCCUAGUGGAGUGUCACUUAAGUUGGCCGCUACAGUACUCCAACCAAUUUGUUUAGGAGAUAAUCCUAUGGUCCUACCAAUCCACUUGCAGGUGGCUGGUAGUUCAACGCCACAGGUACCUCCUAGUAGUAAUGCUCCUUGGGUGAUGACUAAUCAAGGUGCAGUGCCACUGUCUGUACUACUGGAGCAGCAUUUGAUUCAACAUUUAAAUUCUCCACUUCUGUUGACUUCACCUACCCAGAGUCCUGUGAACUCUGCCCAGAACCACAUUCUUCAAGGUGCUGCUGGUUCUUACAUUCAGACCCAACCACUGGGCCAGAAAUCCUCAAAUCAAGCACCAGAGUAUGACUUGACACCACCCCUUCAGAUCCCUGGUUUUCCUACAGUUCUGCAGGACUUCUUUCCUCCACACAGCAUACCAUCAGUCCCAAAUGUUCAGUUGGGCCCUGAGAAUAUGUCCACGGGUUUUUCCUCAUUUCAGCACCAAAACCUUGGUGGUCUGCUAUCUCCAUUAGUUCCCCCUGCCACUCUUCUUGUUCCAUAUCCAGUGAUAGUUCCUCUUCCUGUCCCAAUACCAAUUCCCAUCCCCAUUCCUAUCCCCAUGGCCAAGGAUUCAGAUCUUAACAAACAAGCAGACACGCAGAGGAAAACUAACUUAAGUAAUAGCACCACAAACAGAGCAACCCAGACAUCAACUGAAAAAGAACAAAAAAUCUCAGAGUGUAUUCAGCACCAGGGAGCACAAGAUUAUCAACACACCAAUUGCAAGUUCAAUGCUGAAGCAGAAGCUCUUGAUCUUUCAAUGAAAAGAACAUUUGUAGUAAAGAAAAAUGAGUUUUUUUGUCAACAGAUUGAACAGGAUGGUGUGUUGGAUUUAUCAAUUGCAGCCCCCAAGAAACUGAAAGAAAGUCAGAACAUAUCAGGUAAUGCUUCUUCUAAUCCAUCAGCUAAUUUGUUGAAUGAACCUCUGUCACAUUCUAGCGAAUCCUGGUCCAAUGGAGUGCCACUGUUAAGUGCACAGAAAGUGGAAGGAGUGUUACACGCCUCAACUAAUAGCUGUGAGUUUUCUAGCCAGCAUAAGUGGGUAGUGGAUCAAAAUUACAAUAGAAUUAGAGAUGACUCGCGAGCUGGCAGUAAUACCGACACCUUGAGCAGCACGGAUACUACGAAAGUCAUUGUGUCUGUAAAAGAUGCCGGCCCAGCUAUUCUCUGUGGUAAAAUAAAAACGGUUGUUGGAGUAUCUACGAAAAACUUUUCCUACAAGACAGAUUUAUCACAGGAGUCUGUGUUGCAGUGUUAUGAUGUCAAAUCACAGCUUGAUCUCAGAGACAGCAAAAAAAACAAUAAAAAUAGAAGCAUAAAAUUAAAGAAAGUGAACUCGCAGGAUUUCCAUGUCCUUCCAAUAAAAAAACAACGAUUAGCUGCUUUUUUUGCAAGGAAGUAACAUUUGUCAUUUUACAGUACUUCAGGAAAUAAAUCCUGUUUUAUAUUUAAAAAAAAGAGCAAACUGGAAUACAGAUUAGGUCGGGGCAUCUGUUUUGAAAUGAAUUCCUGUCGUAAUGAAGUUUUGUGGAAUAUUUAUUAAAUAAGCUUUUGUUUGAACCUUGCCGACAGCUUGUAUUGAAACAAAAUUAGAAUAAUUUUCAGUCCCUCUCCUCUUCACACAGGAGCUUUGGUAAACGACGGCCAGUAGUUAAAUAAAAACAAUUACAAGGUGUAUUGUUUCAUAUCCGGAAAUAUUUCCUGUUGAACCCAUGACUCUGCAGGUGUUAAAUUUCUCUCCUGGCUUGGUUGAAUCGCUUGUUUAAAAGUCAGUUCACUUCAUUAACCUAUUUAAUGUCCAGGCUUGUGACUGGAAGCACCGCACAUCAGCCCACAUUAAAAUUAAUUAACUGUUGUUUCUUUGGUUUUUCUCCCUCUCCCCCAAGAGAGUGGUUAAUUUUGUUUGUAGUAUUUGCAGAAAUUAAAACAAAAUUCAUGAGGGCAACUGUUCCAUCUGAACCCCUUCAGUAGUUUAUGAUGUUAACGUAAAUGUUGUACUUAAUUUUAUUUCACCAUAUUACAUGUGCCUAAUUUAGUAUAAUUUACAAGAAUGAUAAAUGCUUGGAUUUCCACCUGAACAGUUAAAAGGAAUUGAUAAUGUGUUAUUUGUCCAUUGUUACUGCUGCAGUCUAACCCUGGGAGUCUCCAAUAGUGCUUUAACAGCCCAAAUGGCCAAUAAAUUGGUAUCUUUUGUAUCGUUCUGAAAUUCUGACUCUCCAGUAAUCUGAAGAAAACAAGUUUGACAAAUCUGCAAUUGCCCACAGAAGUAAAAUUUGCCAAAAGGCAACAGAACUGUCAGUGUAAACAUGUUUGUAUCCAUAACUUUUUGUGUGCCUCAUUAAAUGAGAUGAUGUCUGCCCAGGGAUGAUCUUCCAUCUCCUAUGAUUAAUAUUCCAAGACGGUGAUUUCCAUAAACAUCAUGGAUCUUCAAGCUGAUUCAAUCAUCAGUCACUCAGUUUAACUUUGUAUGAAGGUCUCUUGAGGAUUCAUACAAAAGUACACUUGCAUUCUACCUAAGCCAAUCAUGUAACAUACAAGAAAUGUAGUGUUGGAAAUGUCAUGCAUCUCAUGUAGAAGUAUGUACUUCAAGAGAUUGAUUAAGAGUGGGUGAUAGUCAUAGUCACAUUAACUCAAACCCAGACAGCAGUUUCUGCAGUACUCCUGAGGGUGCUUGAGCAAUGUAUUGAAUAAUGAGCAUAUUGUACAUGAAUGCAAAGUUUUCACUUGUGUCUCCAUUGUCAUCAUUGCAAACAUGGACUGCACUGGUCACCAAUGCUUACUAUAGCAAGUUUAUAUCUCCUGUGUGUAAUUUAAAAAUAUAUUUAUUUUGUACAUUUCUUUCAAGACUGCAUUGUUUUCACUGGGCUCAGAUUAUCAGUUGCAAAAUCAAACUGAAUAAGGAGUAAGAUUAAAUGUUUAAGAUUAUUGCAAUACCUUCAGUAUUCUCUAUUCAGCCAAUUUAACAAAGCUACAGAAAAUGUAAGUCCUUACUUGGCUGGGAGAGUUUUUUCUUUUAAAUUUGUUUUGUGGAAAAAUUCAAUGUGAUGAGUAUAUUAAGUUUGCAGUUUAGUCAGAAUAGUUAAAAACCUAAUGACUACAAUACUUUGAAAACUGGCAUAUAACAAGACUUAUAAUUAAGCCUUCUUUCAAGAAUCCUGAACUUGAAAGUAAUAACUAAACUGUAUUCAUCAUCAAUUAAAUGAUUUUCUUUGAAAAUUAUGAUCAGUGUAGUGUUAGAAAAUUCAGUUUUAAAAAAAAAGUUGAGGGUAAAAGGUGAGAAUUUAUUAUGUAGCCAGAAUGUUAUCAAAAAUUAAUUUGUUUCAGAAAUAAAGUUUGUAUUGCAUUUUAAUUUUGCACUGUUUGAGAUGAAAGGCUGAACCACCAAAUUUACCAUAUUAUUUCAAAUUGUGCAGUAGUUUUAGAAACGUAUAAAUGGUUUUGGAGAAAAUUAAAAGCAUUUAAAAUGUCAAAUUUUACUUUCAAUUGAUAACCAUAUGCAAAUAGUCCUUCAAAAGUAAUUCUUUUUACACCCUUGUGGCAAGAAUUGACCAUGGAUUAAAAUGCAUGCACCACUAAUUUUGAAGAAAUUAUUAUGAAGGUAUUAAAGAGAUUUAAUCUCUUGAUGUGUGUAUACUGAACUGUACAAAUCUCGGACUGUAGUGCUAUUUUUGUUUCAGUUGUUCUUUAGGUGGGGUCAUUCCAUUUUUAUUUCUUCACUAUGAUGUAUGGUAUGUGGUAAUUUAAAAAAAAUAAAUCCUUUUUUGGCACAUUAAGUGUACAAUCUAAACCUUCAAUAGAAAUCAUUCUAGGAGCAGUUUUAUACAAGUCCAACUGUUUAUCAAAUUCUUAAUGCUUUUUUUCUGCUUAUAUUUGCUACAUUGAACCAGUUAUUUAAUCCCACAAAUUAUGUUUGUAGGGUAAUGUGUAACAGUUCCUGAACUUGGUGGUGUGGGACUUAGGCUUCUGUACCUCCUACCUGAUGGUGGUAGUGAGAAGAGAGCAUGGCCUAGAUGAUGGGGUCUUUGAUGGAUGCUGCUUUCUUGUGCCAACACUCUGUUGUAACUGGGCUGUAUCCAGUACUUUCUGUAGCCUUUUCCAUUCCUGGGCAUUGAUAUUUCUAUAGCAGGCCGUGAUGUAGCCAGUUAAAAUAUUCUCCAUUGUGCAUCUGCAGAAGAUUUUCAAUGCUUUAGGUGAAGUGCUGAAUAUAUGCAAACUUCUAAGAAAGUGAAAGUUUGCCGCCAUGCCUUCUUCAUGAUGACACUCUUCCCAGUUCAGAUCCUGUGAUGGUAACGCCAAAGAAUUUAAAGGUACUGACCUUCUCCAUGUCCAGUCCCCUAAUGAGAAACUGCCUUGUGCACCUCCAGUAGUCAAUAAUUAGCUCUUUCUUAAAGUUGUUCACUCAGUCCCUGUAUCUGCUGGCUCCACAUUCUUCAAUGGACAGGCUGCUCAUUCUUGCUGCUGCAUUCAGUGUCCUGUGGUCCUGGCCUCCAUUUUGCAGUGACUCUGGAUCUGCCUUUCACACAUCUGUCGGCUCUCUGGAUUUAAUUGCCCUUGGCUCCUGAGUUUCAUUCCUGUCUUGCCAGCUGGAUUACAGGUUCCAACAAAACUUAAUGGCAAGGCACCUUCCUGGCUCACUGUAUACAGCCCAUUCUUCCUCAAUUGUUUUCCCUUAAGUAACCUUAAGGCAUUAAAGACACUGCUCUAGUAAGUCUUGGGCUCCUUUCCUUUCCAUUUCCAUGAAAAUUUUGGUUGCUGCUCCACAACUAGAUAUUUUCCCCGUCAUUAGAUCUUCUCUCCUUGCAUCUUUCUGUCCUGAUACUUAAUUCUCCUUUCUUGAGCACUUUGCUUCCAAUUACUACUGUGAUUCUGCCUUCGUCUCCUACUUGCAUCUCAAACUUAACAACAAACUUUGACAAAUCUACAGCCACUCUGCCUCUCCUUUAUUUCCCAAGGGCUCCAGCAAGGCAUGUCUCACAAGCAAAAGCUUCAACUGCUCCACUUGCUUGUUAUUUUCUUGUUCAUUAUAUUUGCAGGGAGCCAAUUUCUCCUAGCCCCAUCUCCAAACUAUUCCCCAGUCAAACACUCCUCAUUCUUCAUCCACCUCUGAAUCUAUAAAUUUCACCAAUGGAUCACUCUCCCCUCCAAACAUGUACCAUAAAGACAAUUCACAUGACUGGAUACUGGGACGGAAAAUUUCAAUUGCAUUUAUUCAAGUUCUAGCAAUCAUAGCUUUUUGUUAGCUGUGAAUAUUCUAUCUGAAAGAGCUCAAGUAUCUUUAGUUGAAACUGGAUAUGGAUCCAACAUAGCUUCUGAGUUGCUAAUCAAUUGGCAAUAUUACUCAAGGAUUGACUUCUGAGAAUUGUAAAAAUGUCACAUUGGUGCAAAUGUAAAAGUUUAAUUUAGACAUUUCCGUAUCUAAGCACACUGUACCUAAUUUGGGAUUAGUAUGGACAUUGUGCAUGUUAUUUGGGUGCUGCGGUUAACAAGGUGAUAAAUCUUGGUUUGUUUAGAAUUACACUUAAUGAAAGUGCCAGGUCUAUGGUGUACUUGAUAAGAAUUUUUGAAGGAUUAUAUGAAAAGUGGCUAAGCAAAUGUGUUUAAGGUCCAUAUAGGGACCAGAUAACCCUUGUGCUGUGUUGAUUUUGGUUUGCCAUUCUGGCUUUGCCUUAUUCUUACCCCCCCCCCCCCCCCGUGAUAAUAGUAUAAAAUGUGCACAAUGAGCUGUUGAAAUCUGCCUUAAAUAACAGAAUAAGUGAUAGUAAGAUUAAUUGCUUAGCAAAAUGGAAUGAUAGUGUUUAGAAAAUGUUAUUUAUGGCAAAUUUUUAAAUGUAAUUUGUAUUUUAUUGUUAAACAUUGAGAGAAAUCUAUAUAUUCUAAAUUAAUCUUAAUUUUUUUUCAGAAGAUGGCCAAAUGAAUUAGCAUAGUUUGUUAUUCAGCAUCAUUGUAAAUGUGGUGUUCUUUAAUAAAUUAUUAUAUAUAGUUGUCAA